AUGAUUUCCAGUUCCUGGCAACACACAAAUUGGAAGGAUAUUAACAUGCUGGGAAUUAGCGACGAAAUGGCCAACCAAUGCUCGGGUCACGUUUUCGUCAUCGUGCAGGCGACAAACGGGAAUAUCCUUACCUGGCGAUGCUCUGACUGCAACUCCGGUCCGCUAAGAGGAAUCACGUCACGCAUGCUUUUUUUGCCUCUCGAUCGUUUGAUUCGUACAUUUCCUGGAACUUCGAAAAAGCCUUCUGCAGCACUCCUCGCGCCAUACCUGCCGAAAGCCUAUCAGCCCUUUCUUUGCGCCAUUUGA
Molecule: messenger RNA, 306 nt
Organism: Aspergillus niger
Lineage: Eukaryota; Fungi; Ascomycota; Eurotiomycetes; Eurotiales; Aspergillaceae
Exons: 3
Coding region: 1-306 (101 amino acids)
Source: RefSeq, a predicted model, not a curated record